This is a messenger RNA of Neoarius graeffei (lesser salmon catfish), 1125 nucleotides long. RefSeq names its product hydroxy-delta-5-steroid dehydrogenase, 3 beta- and steroid delta-isomerase 1 (gene hsd3b1). The record is from RefSeq and is a predicted model, not a curated record. Gene Ontology annotation, biological process: steroid biosynthetic process. Gene Ontology annotation, molecular function: 3-beta-hydroxy-Delta5-steroid dehydrogenase (NAD+) activity. Bases 1 to 1125 code for a protein of 374 amino acids. The transcript is spliced from 3 exons. Lineage: Eukaryota; Metazoa; Chordata; Actinopteri; Siluriformes; Ariidae.
AUGUCUUUCACUGGAGAUGUGUGUGUGGUAACAGGAGCAUACGGCUUUCUCGGAGGAAAGCUAGUUAAGCUGCUACUAGAGGAAGAGAAUUUUGCAGAGAUUCGACUGUUAGACAGAUGUAUUCGACCUGAACUCACACAGUCACUAGAAGAUUGCCAGGGUGAGACAAAGCUGAGUACGUUUGAAGGAGACAUCAGGGACAGUGACCUGCUGAAGAAAAUCUGUAAAGGAGCAUCCAUCGUUUUCCACACUGCCUCUCUCAUCGAUGUCACUGGAGCUAUUAAAUAUAGUGAACUGUAUGAGGUAAAUGUGAAAGGUACCAAAUUGCUUCUAGAGGCAUGUAUCCAGGAGAAUGUUGCUUCCUUCAUAUACACCAGUAGCAUUGAGGUUGCUGGUCCAAAUCAUCGUGGUGACCCUAUUCUCAAUGGCAAUGAGGACACAGUGUACAACACUUACUUAAAGUUUCCCUACAGCCAGACCAAAAAGGAAGCUGAACAGCUAUGCCUUAAUGCCCAGGGUGAAAUACUUCAAAAUGGAGGCCGGCUGGCUACUUGUGUUCUCAGGCCAAUGUAUAUGUAUGGAGAGGGCUGCCGGUUUACUUUAGGUCAUAUGAGGGAUGGAAUCCAGAAUGGUGAUGUGUUACUGAGGACUUCACGACGUGAAGCUAAAGUCAAUCCUGUGUACGUGGGAAAUGCGACUCUUGCACAUCUGCAGGCCGCACGAGCCCUGAAGGAUUCAGAGAAGAGAGGUGUGGUUGGUGGAAACUUUUACUACAUCUCCGAUGACACUCCACCUGUCAGUUAUUCUGACUUCAACCAUGCUGUUCUGUUACCACUUGGCUUUGGCAUCCAGGACAGACCAUUCCUACCUUUCUUUAUUCUUUACCUCAUCUGCUUCCUCAUGGAGGUUGUCCAAGUCCUGCUCCAUCCCUUUCUACACUUUACCCCACCACUGAAUAGGCAACUUUUAAUAAUGCUAAACACACCUUUCACCUUCUCUUAUGAGAAGGCCCACCGAGAUCUGGGAUACACUCCUCGUUAUAACUGGGAAGAGGCACGCAAACGGACUACUGAUUGGCUAGCAUCUGUCUUGCCCAGAGAAAGACAACAAAUCAAUAUGAAAUAA